AUGACCACUCUCAAUCUCCUCACGCCGUCUACCCCCUUCACAUCGAAUCCGCUACGGACCAGAGACGACCUCGCCGCAUUCCUGAAGACACUCCUUCAGGGGCUGGGCCCGCAUACCUCGCCAGGGGGGGCUCGCAUCCAUCUUGGGUUCACCGGAACCCACUACGAUGAUAUAGCGGCGCAACUCGAGGGGUUUGCCCGGCCUCUAUGGGGUCUUGCGUCGCUUCUGGCCGGUGGAGGGUCGUAUGAAUCGGGGGAUCACAAUUCGAGGACUUGGGCCGCUGGACUUGCGAAUGGCACUAACCCAGACCACCUGGAGUUCUGGGGGAGUAUGCGGAAUAAGGACCAGCGGAUGGUCGAGUGCUCGCCUAUUGGCUUCGCCCUGGCUGUAGCUCCCGAUACGUUCUGGACGCCUUUGUCCCCCGAGUCAAAGACCUGUAUCGAAGAGUGGCUGGGUGGCAUGAAUGACAAGGAGAUGCCUAAUACUAAUUGGCUUUGGUUCCGUGUAUUCGCCAAUCUGGGUUUGAAGAAAGCAGGCUCUUCGCGCUUCGACGCUGCGAGGAUGAAAGCCGACCUUGACCACCUCGAUACAUUUUACCUAUCUGGAGGCUGGUCGCGCGAUGGUCCACCAGGCGUCGUCCAGCUCGAUUAUUACUCUUCGUCCUUUGCCAUCCAGGUCGCCCAGCUCAUAUAUUCCAAGCUGGCAAAAGACGAGGAUCCAGAUCGGAGUGCUGAAUACCAAAGACGCGCACAGCAGUUUGCGUUAGAUUUUCUGCACUACUUCGACUCCCAAGGGCGUGCAAUCCCUUUCGGGCGUAGCAUGACCUAUCGCUUUGCCAUGGCUGCGUUUUGGGGUGCUCUGGCUUAUGCAGAUGCCCCCCUGCCCGCUCCCCUAACUCCUGGGGUGUUGAAGGGUCUCCUGUUGCGUAACAUCAGAUACUGGGCCCACACACAACCUGGCUCCUUCACACCUACUCAUACGCUCACCAUCGGAUUCUGCUACCCGAACCACAACAUAACUGAGAACUACAACUCCCCAGGAUCACCGUACUGGGCGUUCAAGGCCUUCAUCCCGUUAGCUCUUCCUUCUGACCAUGCAUUUUGGACUGUGCAAGAAGAGGAUUUCCCUUCGGUUGCGCUGGGAGUCGUGAGGCCGCUGAAUGAGCCGUUGCAUAUCGCUAGUAACGUCGGCGGACAUACGUUCAUUCUGUCCAGCGGCCAGCAGUGUUCUUACGCCGUAAAGCAGAGCGCUGCCAAGUACGGCAAAUUUGCGUAUUCGUCUGCAUUCGGCUACAGCGUCCCUGUCGGUAGUCUUACUCUCGAAGAAUUGGGCGGCGACAAUACCCUAGCGUUGAGUGACGACGACGGCGAGGUGUGGAAGUGCCGUCGAGACACUAGGGAAGCCCGUAUCGAGUACGCCGACCCUGCGUCUAGGACAGGGAGACUCUGGCUGCGGAGUAUGUGGUACCCAUGGCCAGACGUGCAAGUGGAAACAUGGCUGGUACCCCCCGACGCAGACGUGUCACCGCUUUGGCACGUUCGCGUGCAUAGGAUCAAGACUGCGAGAAAGCUCUGGACAGCAGAAGGCGGGUUUGCUAUCUAUGGUCAGGGGCGCGAUGCUCGUGCUCUCGAACCGGUCGUGGAUGUCACUGACGAAAGCCAGUACGGGACAAUGGAGAAGGGUGGAGACGUGUGGGUGGCCAGUCGGGCGGGUGCAUCGGGCUUUGUGAAUAUCCCUGUCGAAGGUGCCGUGCGGCGAAGUGGAAAGGCUUUGAGGACCGAUGCGAACACGAACCUGAUGGUUCCCCGCGCGGUGCUGCCCACGAUGUUCGGCCAAGUUGAGCCAGGCGAAAAGAGUAAGUGGUUUGUUGGUGGGGUGCUUGCGGUCCCUAGUGAAGGUGUUGGAGAGGCGCAUGAGAGUGGUCCGCCGAAGGGCUGGUUAAUGGAGUGGCAUAGGAGGCCAACAGUGCCUUCAGAGAUCCUGAGCGCGGUAACUGAGUCUAUUGUGUGA
Molecule: messenger RNA, 2010 nt
Organism: Pleurotus ostreatus (oyster mushroom)
Lineage: Eukaryota; Fungi; Basidiomycota; Agaricomycetes; Agaricales; Pleurotaceae
Exons: 4
Coding region: 1-2010 (669 amino acids)
Source: RefSeq, a predicted model, not a curated record